ACGGGUGGCUUUCCCUCGUCUUGCCCCGCCGCCUGGGGCAGCCGCCCGCCUGGUCCCGUGGGCCGCCUGCCAAAGUCCGGGCUCGCCCGGUCGGUCGCCUCGUCAUGAGCUCCUGCCAAUUUGCAGGCCCCUCUGGGUCCCCGAGGCACCCAAUUCCCCCAGUGGGGCUGCCUCUGCCAUCACUUCCUUUUGGUCUCCUCUCCCCCAAGGCUUCAGCCCAUCUUAAGGCUGGGCUUCGGGCGUGUUUACUUUCCACGAGGUUGGCGUGAAAAUCUCGUCAGGCGCCUUACCGUGUCAUGCACGUUUGCAAGGGUGGAAUAUAGCUAGGGGGUUCCCAUAUCCAUAGAUGUUCUGGCAUCAUGGAGGAGGUGGACAAGAUCCUCAUACAUUCCCUCCGCCUCUCUGGGACGGACAUCCCAGAUGAAGUCCAGAGCAUCCGCGAGUUUACCACGGAGUUGAUUAUUGAGUCUGUGGUGCGAUGCCUUCGGGUUAUCAGUCCUUCUGUGGGGGCAGGCCUCAGCCACAUCCUGCCCCCUGGCAUGUCUGCCCGUUUCCGAAUUGGCAUGAGCCUGGCGCAAGCCUGCCAGGACUUGGGCUAUCAAGGGGAAGUUGGCUACCAGACCUUUUUGUACAGCAGUGAGCCUGAAAUCCGUCGCCUGCUCCUCUUUCUCGUGGAGAAGCUGCCGCGGGAUGCUUCAGAGGAUGCUGACCAGCCUGUGGGCAAGUCGACAACACUCCACAGAGCCAUUGCUGCUGCCGUCAAGGAGCAGCUGGCUGUCCCCUGGGUGCCCCCCACCUGCCGAACCCCCCGUCUGCAAUUACUACAGAGUUCUUGUCUCUUGAAGCGAUUCCAAACUCAACCCUUGGUCCUACCUCGGGAGUCAGACCCUUUCCUCGGGAAGGUAUCUCAAGAGAGGAAAGAGUUCUUUGACAAGUUCCUGCCCCCCGUGUCAGCCCAGCUAACCCAACCUACGUCUUUGGUGCCAUCCCUGUUGGAGCUUAAUACAGCUGAGCUGAGUGCGGCCCAAGAGUGGGAGAGUGAGUGGAAGAGCCAGGGUCUCGGAUCACGCAUGACUCCAGAGGAAUAUCGCCAGUGGAAGCAUCAGCGGCUGCAGCGUCGCCUCCUGGACCAGCUACGGCAAGUUGCCCCUUGCGCUGGGCCUGCCCCUCUGGGAACAACGUCCCGCGAUCUGAUUCAGUUCCUGGGUACUUUUGGUGCUGGCCAUGAUCGUACUGGGGCUCUGGCCAAGGGGUCUCGCUUCACCCAUACUCAGCACUUAGCCUAUAAGCAGGAGGCAGAGCCCCCCUUGCAGGUGCAGACCCUGCCAGUCUCACGGACGUCAGAACAGGAGCUGCGGGAACAGCAAGCAACAGAACUAGAAGCCUUGGAAGGUGAGCUGGAUCGUGUCAUGGGCCAGAUUGCAGAGAUUGAGGGCCAAAUGUCCACACUGGGGCUGACCCUCACACAGGUGGAAGGGGAAGUGCGGCAACGGCAGUUGGAAGUGGCGGAGCAAGAGCAGGCCUUGCGCGUGAAGGGACAGACGGUGGAGCUGCUGCCUGAUGCCGAAAAUAACAUGGCUAAGUUGCAGGUGGUGGUUGAGAGUAGCGCACAGCGAAUCAUCCAGCUGGCUGCUCAGUGGGAGAAGCAUCGGGUGCCACUGAUCCAGGAAUUCCGGGACCUCAAGGCCCUUUGUGACUCCAAGGAGUUGGAAUCCUCUCGGCGCCUCUCUGAAAUCAGGGAGCUACACAACCGGAUCCGUUUGGCAGCCGAGGAUGCCAAGCACAAGGAUGAUCUCUACAAACAGCUGCUUGUGGAGUUGGAAUCGCUUCCCAAGGACGUCUCUCGAUCUGCAUAUACACAGCGCAUCUUGGAGAUUGUCAGCAACAUCCGUAAGCAGAAGGAGGAGAUCACAAAGAUCUUGUCUGAUACCAAGGAGCUCCAGAAGGAGAUCAAUGCCCUCACUGGGAAGCUGGACAGAACUUUUGCCGUCACUGAUGAGCUAGUCUUUAAGGAUGCCAAACGUGACGAGGCUGUGCGGAAGGCAUACAAGUAUCUGGCUGCUUUACAUGAAAACUGCAGUCAGCUGAUCCAGACUAUUGAGGAUACUGGUACCAUCCUGCGAGAAAUCCGGGACCUAGAGGAGCAGAUUGAGAGUGAAACCAGCAAGAAAACCCUAACCAAUUUGGAGAGGAUCCUGAGUGAUUACCGAGCCUUGAAGCAGGAAAAUGCAGCACUGCUCAGCCAUACCCAAGAAACGUGAAGACUUCCCCCACCCACCCCACAUGGUGCUUCUGGGGCCUGGCCUCUUUCUUCCCCCUCCUUUUUCAUCCAGACCCUGCUGUGCCUCUUAACAAGAAGGGCCAUGUCGAGCAAGCAGUGCUCGUCCUUCCAGGCGCUGCCUGCAUUGUGAGCUGCCUAAAAGCAGAAUUUGCCAAGGUGCCGUGCAUGGGCAGGAGAAGGCAAGAGUCUCAGUGCCAUCCUUCUGACACAGGUUGUACAUUGGAGAAGCAAAUGCUGGGGGAAGGCUUUCUUUCUUCAACUUAAUAGUUCUGGCAACCCAGCA
This is a messenger RNA of Pogona vitticeps (central bearded dragon), 2564 nucleotides long. RefSeq names its product CCC complex scaffolding subunit CCDC22 (gene CCDC22). Lineage: Eukaryota; Metazoa; Chordata; Lepidosauria; Squamata; Agamidae. Gene Ontology annotation, molecular function: cullin family protein binding. Gene Ontology annotation, biological process: positive regulation of ubiquitin-dependent protein catabolic process. The record is from RefSeq and is a predicted model, not a curated record.